Molecule: messenger RNA, 1885 nt
Organism: Cryphonectria parasitica EP155
Lineage: Eukaryota; Fungi; Ascomycota; Sordariomycetes; Diaporthales; Cryphonectriaceae
Exons: 3
Coding region: 380-1885 (501 amino acids)
Biological process (GO): nuclear-transcribed mRNA catabolic process
Cellular component (GO): nucleus
Molecular function (GO): RNA binding; 5'-3' RNA exonuclease activity
Source: RefSeq, a predicted model, not a curated record
GCCAUUGAGGUCCUUUGUCGCCUGGCCUCUGCAGUCCAUCCUUUGAUUCAAAGCACAGUCUCCGCAUUCUGAAGGGACUUGUCUUGUUGGCAGAUGUUCUCAACCAAGCUGGACUGUCGUUACUAGAGAGCUGAAGGUCUCGAGGUCGAAGCUGAUUGAUCACUGAACACUACAGCAUCCAAGCUCGCGACAAUCACGCUGUGCUCUGUUGUUGUGCAUCGAUUGCAUCACUUGUGUACUGUUACACUUCAGAGCAUAUGUCCCAAAAGUCUACCACUUGUGUGUAGGCAAGCAGAGUACCAACAGCUCUACAUCGACAUUCAUCAUUCCAAACAUUGGUUUUCUAGCAGAGGCUCCAUAGCCCUCUCCUACCGACAAGAUGGGUAUCCCCGCGGCAUUCCGAUGGCUUUCCAACAAGUAUCCAAAGAUCAUCUCUCCUGUCAUCGAGGACCAACCUGUCACCAUGGACGAUGGCACUGUCAUCCCUGUGGACACAACUCAGCCGAACCCAAACGGCGAAGAGUUCGACAACUUGUACCUAGACAUGAACGGUAUUGUCCAUCCCUGCUCGCAUCCUGAGGACAGACCUCCACCGAAGGAUGAGGAGGAGAUGAUGGUGGAAGUCUUCAAAUACACCGACCGAGUGGUCAACAUGGUAAGGCCGCGCAAGCUGCUCAUGAUUGCUGUUGAUGGUGUCGCUCCACGUGCCAAGAUGAACCAGCAGCGUUCCCGACGUUUCCGUGCCGCCCAGGAUGCGAAGCAGAAAGAGGAAGAUAAACAGCAGCUGCUCACCUUGCUCAAACAGCAGAAUGGCGGCACCCACCCCGCGGAGUCCACUGAGGAGGUAGUCAAGAAAGCUUUUGACUCGAACUCCAUCACACCCGGUACACCUUUUAUGGAAAUCUUGGCUGCCAGCCUCAGAUACUGGUGCAGCUACAAGCUCAACACCGAUCCCGCCUGGGCCAAGGUGAAGGUCAUCAUCUCAGAUGCGACUAUUCCUGGAGAGGGUGAGCACAAGAUCAUGAAUUUUGUUCGCUCCCAGCGCUCCUCUCCAGAGCAUGAUCCCAACACUCGGCACGUCAUCUAUGGCCUGGAUGCUGAUUUGAUCAUGCUGGGCCUGGCUACACAUGAGCCCCAUUUCAGAGUCCUGCGUGAGGAUGUCUUCUUCGACCAAGGCAAGGCAAGAAUGUUGUCAACUACGAGAUGCCAAGCAGUGCGCACACGCACAAGUCUAUGCUACUUCGCGGCGUCAAGCUUCCCACUCCGGCUCUCGACAGACACGACAUCGAAGAGCUUCGUAACAAAGGGCGUCGUUCAGGCAGAAGCUACGGAGGUGCCCCCCUCGGUCGUUCCGAUUACCGUGGCGGCCGCGGCCAGCAGAUCAACUACGGUCCUGGAGGCGGCUACCAGGGUCGCGGAGGUGGCUACCAAGGCCGUGGGCGCCCAGAUCGGGGCCCACCAGGUGGAGGCUACGGUCGUGACAAUUACAAUAAUGCCCCUCCACGCAACGGCGGUGGAUAUUCUGGACCACCCCCCGGAUGGGUUCCGCCUCCACCUGGCGCGCCAGGUUUCGGUGCCGGCGUGCCACCACCGCCUCCGCCUGCGCACACAUAUGGAGGAGGAUACGGUGGAUACAACGGCGGAGGUGGAUAUGCACAAUCUUACGGCAAUGGUGGCGGCUAUGGUGCGCCACCUCCACCGCCAGCUCAUGGGGGACAGUACUACGGCGGCGGUGGCGGAUAUCAAGGCCAAAGCUACGGACAACCACCCCCUCCAGGCCGCGAUGACCGUCACUAUGGAGGGGGCUAUGGAGGUGAUAGAGGCUACGACCGAGGCAACGGCCGGGGGUAUGGAAACGGCGGUGGUUAUCGUCGGUGAGCCGUAA